Melanotaenia boesemani (Boeseman's rainbowfish) is the source of this 2985-nucleotide messenger RNA. RefSeq names its product FLVCR heme transporter 2a (gene flvcr2a). The transcript has 11 exons. The record is from RefSeq and is a predicted model, not a curated record. Gene Ontology annotation, cellular component: membrane. Gene Ontology annotation, biological process: heme export; transmembrane transport. Lineage: Eukaryota; Metazoa; Chordata; Actinopteri; Atheriniformes; Melanotaeniidae. Gene Ontology annotation, molecular function: heme transmembrane transporter activity; heme binding. The coding region runs from base 306 to 1793 and encodes 495 amino acids.
GAUACAAGAAUAUUCUCAGAGCUCAAGUAAUUGAGCUCCUAGAGUCUAGUGGCAAGAAACCGGAUUUUGAUCAGUCUGAAGUAAUCCAGGUCCUGUUGUAGCUUACUGUAAGGGGCGAAUGAAAGCACUUUUGCUGUUGAUGCGGUUGUUUUGCGGUUGAUUUUUUUAAAGCAUCUCGUGAGACGAAAGUGAUACUUGGUUUUCUUCAUUUACUUCCUCUGUAAAUUCUUGUUUCCCCGGGUAUUUUCUGGAGCUUUUUGAGAAUAUCCUUCCUGGAGCCUUCAUUUGAGCUGAGGCAGAAAAGAAUGGGGGACAGGAGCGCACAGGACACCACAGAGAAUGGUCCACAUCUGGGAGACAAGGGUCCAGAUCCCACACUACAAAUUGAAAGCAGCGGUAUCCCAAACGGUGACAGCAGCUCUGCGGUAAACACGCGUCUGUACAAAAAGCGCUGGAUGAUUGUGUUCCUGUUCAGCUCAUACUCUCUGAGCAACGCUUACCAAUGGAUCCAAUACGGAAUAAUCAGCAACAUAAUUAUGAAGUUCUACAAUGUGGAUGGCUUCUCUGUAGACUGGCUGUCCAUGAUCUACAUGCUCACCUACAUACCUUUCAUAUUUCCAGCGACCUGGAUCCUGGAUAAGAAAGGGCUGCGGUUAACAGCACUGGCUGCAAACGCGCUCAACUGCGCAGGGACAUGGAUAAAGGUGGCCAGCGCCAGGUCUAACCUCUUCUGGGUGACCAUGGUCGGACAGUUUGCAAGUUCCCUUUCUCAGGUCUUCAUCCUCGGGAUGCCCUCCAGCCUUGCUUCCACCUGGUUCGGCGCAGAUGAGGUUUCCACCGCUUGCUCUAUUGGCGUUUUUGGCAAUCAGAUGGGUAUUGCCAUUGGGUUCCUGGUCCCACCAAUUCUUGUGCCUAAUGUGGAUGAUAUGGACGAGCUGGCAUAUCACAUCAAACUCAUGUUCUACAUCAGCGCAGGCGUGGCCACCCUCAUCUUCAUCCUCGUGAUUAUUGUGUUUAAGGAUAGACCGGAGAUCCCUCCAACCCAAUCCCAGGCUCAAGCCAGGAACACUCGCCCUGAUGAGUACUCCUACAUGGCCUCCAUCAUGAGGCUGCUGCAGAACAAGCCUUUCAUGCUCCUUGUGAUCAGCUAUGGGCUGAACGUUGGCUGCUUCUACGCCAUUUCCACACUGUUGAAUAGGAUGAUUAUCGAACACUAUCCGGGUGAAGAGGUAAAUGCUGGGAGAAUUGGGCUGACCAUUGUCAUUGCUGGCAUGGCGGGGUCCCUCAUAUGUGGUAUUUGGCUGGACAAAACCAAAACCUACAAGCAGACCACGCUGGUUGUAUAUAUCCUUUCUCUGGUUGGGAUGAUUGUAUAUGCCUUCACUCUCAGCCUGGGUCACCUGUGGGUGGUGUUUGUCACGGCUGGAAUUUUAGGCUUUUUCAUGACAGGGUAUCUGCCUCUGGGCUUUGAGUUUGCUGUGGAGCUCACCUUCCCAGAAUCAGAGGGAACCUCAUCUGGUCUGCUGAACUGUUCGGCUCAGAUCUUUGGGAUAAUUUUCACCAUUGGUCAAGGAAAGAUUAUUGAUAAAUGGGGAACCUUAGCUGGAAACAUCUUCCUGUGCAUCUUCCUGCUAAUAGGAACAGUAAUGACAGGACUAAUCAAAUCUGACCUACGACGGCAAAAGGCCAACCAGCAGUCUGAGGUGCAGACAGUGAGCCCUUCAGACUCCAUCUCAUCGGUGCAGGAUUAUGGGGCCACAGCGAGCAGCAGGCCCUGGCAAUGGCAGACAUGACAUAAACCCACAUCUUCACUAAAACCAAAACACACACCUGAAAAGAAAAUAACCUCUGACCAGGAAGAAGACAUCCCUUCACCUGAAAUUCUGAAGGACAGGACGCUAUAAGGAGGCCAGAUGUCUUCUAUGUAAACAACAAACACACAAACAAAAAAAAUCAGAUCAAACAAGAAAAACCUCCUGACACAUCUACACGCAUAAACAUGCACAAGUGACCACACAGUGAAGCUUCUGUGAGUAAUGAGAACACAGAGACUCAAUUACCGUACCGAUGAAAACCAACAGAUCUGCUGUACAGAAGCUGCAGAAAUUCACACUAGUAUCCAAAGUGCAACUAUUAAACGAACCUGCACAUGGAAAAAUGCUCUUUGAGACAUUCUGAGUAAAUACUCAUUUUAUCCAGUUAAGGCAUUUUCAGUGUCUUUUAAGUGCAAUGCAACUGCCAUUUUAUUGACUCCAACAUACUACAGAUUUUAGCUGAAUUCAAUGUAACUGAAUUGUUUCCUUGACUUUUACAACUCCCUCUUCUUAGUGUUGAUGUGUCCUAUGCAUUUAAUGAGCAACAUUUAAACUGUUUCUGAAUAUUGUACCACUAUUGUGUGUAACUGAAGUCUUUACAUUGCUGAAGGUGUUCAUUUGCGUGUUCUGAUUUUUAGAAUAUGCAUGCUUUAUGCAGACUAAGGACUGUGAUGUUUGUGAUUCCCUUUGUUGGCGAGUUAGGUCAUCGAUCACCUGUAUGCCAUCUGGGAUCACCUGGAAGUAUUACUUCUAAAUCCUGUUAAUUACACUUAUGAUUGAUGCUGUGCAUCUAAGUACACUUUGGAAGGUUCAGUUUUGUCCUCGUUUUACAUAAGUGACCUCUAUAAGAUGACAUCUAGUGUUAAGUACUUGGAAAUACUUCAAAAUGCAAGAACAUCUGGAACACAAAGAAUGUCAGCACAGCACAAAGCUUGUUGGGUGGAUGAGACAAAUCAAACCUUUUGUCAUUUUGCACACAAAAUGAUUUUUAUGUAUUAUCUUAGACUGCAAAUUUGUUACAGAGAAACAUUUCUCAAGGUAACUAGUUUUGUUAACAUCUUUUACCUCAUGUGUUAUUGUAAUUUUAAUAUUUCAGUUCAGUGAUUGUGAAAGGUGCAAGGUAAUUCUUUCAGUGGCAUCUUUACAUAUUGUACUGUAUUAAAAACUAUUU